AAAACGGGGGCACCAUUGCUACUGCUUUUGCUGCUGCUACCUGACUUUUUGCCCUUUCAAGCUCUAAACUUUAACUCCGUCAAGCCCUAAUCUCACUCUCCUCCCACCUCCUUCUGCUGUGAGGUUUAAUUUAUUCCUCUAUUCCUGUGGAUCUACCUGUUGCUCAUGAUUACCUAUAGGUCCGUUGGUACCAAUAAAACUUAGGGACCAUGUUUUGAAUUCUUCCAUGUAUCUUCGUAGGCGUAGGGAGAAAAAGGAGAAAGAAAUCUCCUCAAUACAAUGGCGAGAAGCCUCAUUUCUCAUGUCCGCUGCCUCUUCUCAGAAACCCAGUACAGAACCUUCAGUAGCCAAGUGGAGGAACUAAGGAAUCGGAUUAUAGAAGGAAAACCUGGGAUCAUGACUCCAAACUCGAAACGGACAGGAGCAAUAGCCAUAAAAUGUGGAAUGACAGCACUCUGGGACAAAUGGGGUGAACGCCUCCCCAUCACCAUCCUUUGGUUAGAUGAUAACAUUGUUUCCCAGGUCAAAACACCGGAGAAAGAAGGCAUCUCCGCCCUACAGGUUGGAUGUGCUCACAAAAAGGAGAAGCAUUUGACAAAACCUGAAGUAGGUCAUUUUAGAGCACAAGGUGUGCCCAUGAAGAGAAAGCUAAAGGAAUUUCCUGUUACAGAAGAUGCACUUCUUCCUAGUGGAACGAGCAUCAGCGUCCGCCAUUUUGUUCCGGGCCAGUAUGUGGAUGUUACUGGAAUUACAAGAGGGAAAGGCUUUCAGGGUGGGAUGAAAAGAUGGGGGUUUAAAGGUAUGCCUGCAUCACAUGGUGCUUCAUUAUCCCACAGAAGUAUUGGUUCUACAGGUCAAAGAGAUGCUCCAGGAAAGGUAUUUAAAGGGAGAAAGAUGCCUGGGCGCAUGGGUGGAGUGCAACGAACUGUUAAAAAUGUUUGGGUCUACAAGAUUGAUCCUGCCAGAAACUUGAUGUGGGUCAAAGGCCAGG
Nicotiana attenuata is the source of this 991-nucleotide messenger RNA. Its product is annotated as 50S ribosomal protein L3-2, chloroplastic-like. The record is from RefSeq and is a predicted model, not a curated record. Gene Ontology annotation, biological process: translation. Gene Ontology annotation, cellular component: ribosome; mitochondrial large ribosomal subunit. Lineage: Eukaryota; Viridiplantae; Streptophyta; Magnoliopsida; Solanales; Solanaceae. Gene Ontology annotation, molecular function: structural constituent of ribosome.